This is a messenger RNA of Limanda limanda (common dab), 1080 nucleotides long. Its product is annotated as ras-related protein Rab-26. Gene Ontology annotation, molecular function: GTP binding; GTPase activity. Gene Ontology annotation, cellular component: Golgi apparatus; endosome. Lineage: Eukaryota; Metazoa; Chordata; Actinopteri; Pleuronectiformes; Pleuronectidae. The record is from RefSeq and is a predicted model, not a curated record.
AUGGCUCUGUGCGCUCCCAUCAUCACAACAGCAGGGAGGGAGGAGAGAAGCUGUUUGCACAGUGAACCAGACCCUCACAUCCAUCCAGCUGCUGCACCGGGACCACAGCUGGCUCAGCCCAACAGCCUCCUCCUCACUGGGUCCGCGACCGAUCUGCGCUUUACGCACAGUCAUGCUUUUUACGCACAGGUGAACUUCUAUUCGCCUCCAAUCGCAACAGGGAAAAGUAACAACAGCCUGAGCAGAUCGCCCGUCUCUUCCACACUAUCUCCUCCUCGCUUUUUCUCUCCUCUCCCGGGGCUUGAACAGGUCAUCGGGGCCAUGUCCAGGAAGAAGGGGGUAAAAGGCAAAGGGGGCGCCAAGAGCCCCAAGGCGUCGCCGAGCAGCAGCGGCGGGAGGACGGGGAAAGGUCUGGCCGCCGCCGCCGCUCCGUCCUCCGGACUGGUUUACCCCAGCAGACCGUCCAUCAGCAACAGCGGAGAGUUUUACGACAUCGCCUUCAAGGUGAUGUUGGUGGGAGAUUCAGGUGUGGGGAAGACCUGUCUGCUGGUUCGCUUCAAAGAUGGAGCCUUUCUAGCCGGGAGCUUCAUCUCUACUGUGGGCAUCGACUUCAGGAAUAAAGUCAUGAGCAUUGAUGCUGUGAAGGUCAAACUGCAGAUAUGGGACACCGCCGGUCAGGAGCGUUUCCGGAGUGUCACACAUGCCUACUACCGCGACGCUCACGCUCUUCUCCUUCUGUAUGAUGUCACUAACAAAGCAUCCUUCGACAACAUCCGGGCGUGGUUGACAGAGAUCCAUGAGUACGCUCAGCAGGACGUGGUCCUCAUGCUGCUGGGCAACAAGGCUGACUCCACACACGACAGGGCGGUGAAGCGGGAGGAGGGAGAGAAACUGGCAAAGGAGUUUGGAGUGCCCUAUAUGGAGACGAGCGCCAGAUCUGGACUGAAUGUGGAGCUGGCCUUCACUGCUGUGGCCAAAGAACUGAAGCACAGGACCAUGAAGGAGCCUGACCAGCCAAAGUUUCAGCUUCAGGAGUACGUCGACAAGGAAAUGAGGACGGUUGGCUGCUGCCGCUCGUAG